UUUCAGACCUAUAUCUACUCAGCAAUUUUCCAGGGUUUUCAAUUUGUAGUUCUCUGCGCAGCAGCCCUCGACUCUCUUGAAGAAGCUAGAGCUAAUCAUGGGUCACUCCAACGUUUGGAAUUCUCACCCCAAGAACUACGGGCCUGGUUCUCGUACUUGCCGGGUAUGUGGGAACCCACAUGGGUUGAUCAGGAAGUAUGGGCUCAUGUGCUGCAGACAGUGCUUCCGAAGCAAUGCCAAGGAAAUUGGAUUCAUUAAGUACCGCUAAAGGAUUUAAAAUGUCUUACCAAGAACAGUGGUGACUUUUGCUGGAGUAGUUGAUAGUAAUUUUGGGGCAAGUAUUGUGCCAGUUGUGGUUUAAAAUAUUGAGGAACGCUAAGAUGAGCUUAUGUUUUUGAUUGAUUUGAAGUGAUUGUUGAACUAAGAACAUUUACGACUCUUUAACUCGAAAAAGUUACCCAUUUUUUAUGUUACAA
Molecule: messenger RNA, 476 nt
Organism: Mangifera indica (mango)
Lineage: Eukaryota; Viridiplantae; Streptophyta; Magnoliopsida; Sapindales; Anacardiaceae
Product: 40S ribosomal protein S29-like
Exons: 3
Coding region: 98-268 (56 amino acids)
Biological process (GO): translation
Cellular component (GO): cytosolic small ribosomal subunit; ribosome
Molecular function (GO): zinc ion binding; structural constituent of ribosome
Source: RefSeq, a predicted model, not a curated record